AUGAGUUUGUGUUUGGUUGUCGCACAAUGUUAUGAAGAUUAUGUCGUAAUGAGAAGAAGUGCAGUUUGGCCCCCGCUGCUAAGACUCAGUAUGGAAUCCGAUGAAAAACUUAAAUGUACUGGACGUCCUUAUUUUAACGUAACUCUCAUGGCCUACUAUGCAGAUUAUUCGAGUGACAUUUCAUCGGAUUAUCUCGAUAUGAAAGACAAUAAACUUAGCAAUUUACAGGAUUAUAUUGAUGGACGAGCUAAUUAUGUAACAGCCGCGAUGGAUAUUAUUCCAAGUCUUCCAUAUGGCUCAUCAAUUUGUAUACCCGAGUUAAAUAAACAUUAUCGUCGACAAAUUAAAAUUCAGGUUCGUGAUUACAGUGUUGAUUUAAAAGGACAAGGAUUUAAAGUUGUCGAUAUAUGUGUUAGAAGUGAAGGUGAUAGUUAUGAUAAAGCUGUCAACAGAUUAGUUACUAUCUAUAUUUAA
Aphidius gifuensis is the source of this 474-nucleotide messenger RNA. RefSeq lists its product as uncharacterized. The transcript is spliced from 5 exons. Lineage: Eukaryota; Metazoa; Arthropoda; Insecta; Hymenoptera; Braconidae. The coding region runs from base 1 to 474 and encodes 157 amino acids. The record is from RefSeq and is a predicted model, not a curated record.